AGUCGUUGGCAACUGCACAAGAAAGCUGUGGAGCGGUGCGGUGAGUGAGGCAGCGAGUUUAUCUUCAGAGUGACUCAGGAACCAGUGCAGGGCGGAGACCUCAUGACGGCCGCACCGCCAGCCCGGCCUCCUAGUGGUUGUUGCUACUGUGAGCGAGUGUGAUGAGUGUUGUGGCUGUGAGGUGGUGAGCAUCAGGUGGCAGUGUCGCGUGGAGCGCGGGGCGCACCACCACCACCACCCGUGAGGGCGAGGCAGCCUCCUCCUCUCUCCGCAGCAGCACACGCGCCGUCCAGAAGCCCUGAGUGAGGCCAGACGCAGCGGAAGGGAUGCGCGAGGUCCUCGACAUGGCUAAGGGCACUCCAGGGGAUGCGGGCGGCCUGCGGGGUUUCCUGAGCCCCGACGACCACCCAGACCUCCACGACAUCUUCCACACUGGCUGUAUUGACGACGACUACGAGGUGGAGAAGGAACCCAUCGCCAGGGGCAAGUUCGCGGCCGUGCGCCGUGCCCGUCACCGCGCCACUGGACAAGUUUACGCUGCCAAGUACGUCCGGCGUCGGCGUCUGGAGGGCGAGGCGCGACACGAGGUGGCCGUCUUGCUUCUGGGAUUGCGCGACCCACACAUCGUUCGUCUUUACAAAGUGUACCAGACCCGCACCGAGUAUAUCAUUCUGCUGGAGUUUGCUGUGGGCGGCGACCUUCAGCGCCUCCUGGAUGACGCCGUGUCCCUGCCAGAGAGGGACGUGCGGGUGCUCCUCCAGCAGGUUCUCCGCGGCCUGUCGUUCCUCCACGCUCACAACCUGGCCCAUCUAGACAUCAAGCCCCAGAACCUGGUGAUGAUGGGCGACUCCCCUGAGGCCGGUGUGAAGCUGGUGGACUUUGGUCUGUCCCGUGUCAUCACCCAGGGCUCAGAAAUCACACAGAUCAUGGGAACGCCAGACUAUGUGGCUCCCGAAGUGAUCAACUAUGAGCCCAUCAGCCUGGCCACCGAUAUGUGGUCGGUUGGUGUACUGACCUACGUGUUCCUGACGGGGUGCACGCCCUUUGGAGGUGACACUGAUCAGGAGACCUUUGUCAGCAUCACACAGGCAGAGGUGGACUUCCCAGACGAACUAUUUUCCGAUAUUUCCGAGGAGGCGAAGGACUUCAUCUGUCACCUUCUUGUCAAAAAACCGAGUGACAGAAUGACAGUAGAUGAAUGUCUGACCCACCGCUGGAUGACCAUUGCCCUCCCCAUCUGCCCGCCAAUAAUCAGCCCGUCCCUUGAGGAGGAGGAGGAGGAGGAGGAGGAAGAUGAGGAGGAGGAAGAGGAGGAGGACACCACAGCUUACCAUGAUGGCUAUGCCCCCCACACCUACAGUUCCUCCUUCCCAGCCUCCUCGGAACACCUCUACCCACUUCCAGAGAAUGACAAUGGUGACUCAGCCUACUCCAGCGACUCCAGCAGCAGUCCGACCUUCACUGAUGGCUACAGCAGCCUUGUUGUGCCUCCGCUGUGCCACUCCACCAUCCCUGAGGAGCAGCAGCACCAGCACAAGCAGCCACAGAAGCAGGCCACCACCUCAGUGGUGGUGCCAGCAUCCCGGCGGCGGAGGAGCAAAGGGCAGCACCUCAGCGUUGACAUGGAGGAGACGCUGCGCUCGCUACACCAUCAACAACCCAAUCGUGCCCUCAGACGUGCCUCUCUGGUGCUGGACGACACACGCUACCUCCAGAACACCUCCCACCAGAUCCACGACAUCCUGCGUCCUAUGUCAGAGUCUCAGAGGCCUGUGGCAGAGGAGGGCAACAUCACCAGGGACUCUGAUGUGGACAGCGGUGUGUCUUGUCAUGACUGUGAAGAAUCCCGCAUGGAAAACCAGCGGCUGUGUCACUCCGACUCUUAUGACGGAGGAGAUGCCGCCAGUGUCAUGUCCUGGGAUGACUAUGCUGACAUCAGUGCCGGUCGCAGGUCCUCCCUGACUCAGAAUGACCCUGCCUCUGUCACAAAGCCCUGGGAGAAGCUCUGUAAUGGCUCAGUGUCCCGUGCCAAGGACCAGCUCAAUGUGAGGAAGGUCGUGCCUGUUUCACCUGAGACACACACCUGCCAGGUAGACUUCAGGGGUUCCAAGGGGGACUUGCGGGAUUCCAGGAACAACUUCCACUCGUCAAAGUCUGAUCUAAGAAUCAAGGCUGAGAUGCGAGGCUCCAAGUCUGACCUCAGGACUUUACCCAAGUCUGGAGUGAGGUCCUCAAGGUCUGACCUGAGAGGCUCCAUGUCUGAUCUCAGGACACCAAAAGAGCUCAGGGGCAUGAAAGGGGAUUUCAGGGGCUCCAAGAAUGACCUCAGGGCAGCCAAUGACUUCAGGGGGUCGAAGAGUGACCUCAGGGCAGCCAUUGACUUCAGGGGGUCGAAGAGUGACCUCAGGGCCUCUGGUGACUUCAGGGGUUCCAAGUCAGACCUGCGAAUGCAGAGGUCGAAUCUCACUCUGUCGCGGUGGGAGUUGGCCCACGAGACGCUGGACGACAAGUGCCUGCGGGAGGACGACGGCGAGGACGUGAUCCGCUACGAUGUGACGCUGCCCAGGCGCAAGAACAUUAACCGGACAGAAUUGGCUCCUUUCAUGCGCGGAAACUCCUUACACAUGAGUUUUCGUGUUCCCAAACGAAGAGACAUGCAAAUUUGAUGAUACCCAAAUCCUAUUAUUGUUCUAUAGAUGUACUUAACAUACAAUGAUGCUAAUAUGUUCUAGUCAUAACUUAUACAUAGGAUGGAAGGUGCAUAAAGUGUGCAUUGCUGGAAACAAACAAAGCAUGCACAAAAAAAAGAACAUGGAGCCUAAGGGAGAAAAGGAUGAGAGCAACGUUAAUGUUGAUGAUGAUUGUUGAAUAUCUGGAAAUGAUCAAAUAUAGAGUGAGUACAUAUGGUAGGUGAUGCACUCAAGUCCAAAGGAAUAGUCACCAAAGGCCAAGACUAAAGUUACUACUACUAAUGUAUUUAUUAGUACACAAGACACCAAUACCUGAGGGGUGGUGGGUGUCCUGAAGGAGGCGUGAGGCACUCCGGCCCCCAGCGAACUCUCCUGUACUGCCGGAACAAACCCAGAGUUACAGUGUCCCAAAUGCUUUGCUUCUGUGCUGCUCUCAGCCACUGAAGCAAGAAUACCUUUCGAAAAUGCAUCGUUCUUUUUGCUGUGUUAACAGUUUGAACAAGAAAGACUUGUGAAUGCCGUGCUUCUUUGGCAGAUACUGAAGCAGGGGGAGACUUUUCUAUGCCUGAUUAUUUAUGACAGUUGGAAUGAAUCAGUGGAACAUCAGACUGCCCUACACACUGUGCUUCAUUGACCCUCCCAGGCAGUGAAGUGCCAGUACUCAAAUGUCCCAAAUGCUGUGUAAGUUAGUGAAGCAAGACCACCGAUAAAAUGCAUUGAGUAUAAAAGACCGAAGUUAGGAUGCAGCUCCCAGAUGGUGACCACUUGUUGGGUUCCUCUGUGUGUGUGUGUGUGUGUGUGUGUGUGUGUGUGUGUGUGUGUGUGUGUGUGUGUGUGUGUGUGUGUGUGUGUGCAUGCAUCCUGAUGUACUGAGGCAUUUGUUCAUCCCCUCCACAACCUCUGUGUGUGUGUGUAUGUGUGUGCGUGUGGAGGGAGGCUGCGUUGGUCUGUGUGGCCGCCUGUGGAUGCACCUCUCAUCACUACUAUUCUGUCACCACUCUAAGCAAGGCACUUCAGACAUCCCAAGACAUUCCCUUUGUUCUAACAUUGCUGUUUUGUUUUUGUGUUCACUGUUGGAGAAAAGGACUUGAUUCUUCUGAGAUGUAGUUUCAUAGUUUGCCAUUGUGGAUUUAUGAGUGACCAAACUUAGUGAAUCCUCAAAGUUCGUUAGAUUUUCUUUAAAGCAAUGAAGAUCAUACAGCUGUGUCAGUAUCUGGGACCACACUCGUAAAUGUUUGUGUCUCAUCUUGAUUACCUUCAAUGGGAAUUUAAUUGUGGUUUCCAAGGGUGUUUUCAUGAUUCUAGUGAUAGUUUAACAAGAAUUCUGUAUCAUUAAUGAGAAGAAAACGCCCAUGAGGACCUGACUCUUUGUUUUUGAAAAUAAUUGUGAUGAGAGAACACUGUGUCUCAAGAUCAGGCUUGAGUGGCAGAGAAGCUGAUGAGCUGAGGCAUGUUUGGGGCUCAAAAAUCCACUUUCUCUGACUUUGGAACUGUCAGUGUAUGAUGUACUAUUUAUGCUUCUUUGGUUAUUAGCAUGAGGUGCAAAAGGAGAAGGGAGAUGAGGAGAUGAAGAGGUGGAGACAUGAGGUGGAUGUGAGGUGAAUGAGGGAGCCUCACUCAUGCAUUCAUUGACAUAAGGAAGUAAUAUCAUGCAGGUGCUAUAACUAGUAAAGUUCUUUCAACUCUAUUAUAUAAUAUAUAUUUUUUAUCUGUUUUAUCAUUUAUUUAUAAGGUUAAUUCCAAAUAAGUUGUAUGGCUUUAUUAUAAACAAAGAAAGAAA
This is a messenger RNA of Scylla paramamosain (green mud crab), 4470 nucleotides long. RefSeq lists its product as uncharacterized. Gene Ontology annotation, biological process: protein phosphorylation; intracellular signal transduction; positive regulation of apoptotic process. Gene Ontology annotation, molecular function: ATP binding; protein serine/threonine kinase activity. The record is from RefSeq and is a predicted model, not a curated record. The transcript is spliced from 7 exons. Bases 327 to 2666 code for a protein of 779 amino acids. NCBI's taxonomy places the organism in Eukaryota, Metazoa, Arthropoda, Malacostraca, Decapoda, Portunidae. Gene Ontology annotation, cellular component: nucleus.